GUACUAAAUUUAUCUACGUCACACCCCCAAGAAAAGUCUAUAAAUAUAGAGCAUUCUCCCUCCAUAUUUCCACAACCUAAUAGUAUAAUUAAAUAAAAACAAAAAAGUAGUUAAUUAAACACACACACACACACACAGUCGAAGAGAGAUGGAAACAUUUUCCUGCAAAUCCGCCGCAUCUUUUCUAAUAGUGAUUUUCGUUAUCUACUCCUCCAUAAACUCGGGCUGCGCCGCCAGACCGGCCGCCGGAAACACCAACACAGAGUUUAUCCGAACAUCUUGCUCCGCCACCACCUACCCCACGCUCUGCUACUCCUACCUCUCAAGCCAAGCAACCGCCAUCAAGAAAGACCCGAAGCUCCUCGCCCACGCCGCCCUCUCCGUCAGCCUCGAUUCGGCCCGCUCCACCUCCGCCGACAUGGCCACGCUCUCACGCGCCGCCGGAAUGACCCGCCGGGAGGCAGGCGCCAUGCGGGACUGCGUGGAGGAGCUGAGUGACUCGGUGGACGAACUCAGAAAAUCCAUGGCGGAGAUGAACCAGCUGAUUAAGGGCGGCGGCGGCGGGUCAAACUUCGCGAUGAUGAUGAGUGACAUCCAGACUUGGGUCAGCGCCGCCUUGACGGACGAGGACACCUGCAUGGAGGGCUUCGCCGGAAAAUUCAUGAACGGCGCCGCCAAGACGGCGGUUCGUACGAGGAUUGUUAGCGUGGCGCAUAUGACGAGCAAUGCCUUGGCUCUCAUCAAUUGCUAUGCUGCCUUUCAUGGCUAAUUAAUUAGUAAUUAAACACUCUUUUUUUAUUUAUUUUUUAUUAAAUGUGAGAGAUGCUUAAUUAAUUUGUAUGAUUAGUUUUAUCAAAAUCCAAUUAAUUAGGACUAAAAUCUGCAAAUCUCUGAAGUUAGAUAAGGGCCAAAACGGUAUAUAUAUAUACAACAAAUGAAGGACCGAAAAACAAAAUUAUAUCUAGUGAAUGAAUAGG
This is a messenger RNA of Erythranthe guttata (spotted monkey flower), 977 nucleotides long. The record is from RefSeq and is a predicted model, not a curated record. NCBI's taxonomy places the organism in Eukaryota, Viridiplantae, Streptophyta, Magnoliopsida, Lamiales, Phrymaceae.